Messenger RNA from Gasterosteus aculeatus aculeatus (three-spined stickleback), 1845 nucleotides. Lineage: Eukaryota; Metazoa; Chordata; Actinopteri; Perciformes; Gasterosteidae. The record is from RefSeq and is a predicted model, not a curated record.
AUAAAGAGCGGAGGCGUGCAGGGACGCUCACAUGCAUGUACAACCACCAUCCAACUGAACCCCUGCUGACAUCCAAACACUUCUCUGCUUCCACGGGCUGUUUUUGGAGAGAAACAAAAAAUCAUCAUGUCCUUUGAGGUGAAGGAGAAGACCGAGGUGCGUCUCGUCUUUCUGGGGGCGGCUGGAGUUGGGAAGACGGCCCUGAUCCAGCGCUUUCUCCAAGACACUUUUGAACCCAAGCACCGGCGCACGGUGGAGGAGCUGCACAGGAAGGAGUACGAGGUGGGGGGCGUCAAAGUCACCAUCAACAUCAUGGACACCAGCGGCAGCUACUCCUUCCCCGCCAUGCGCAAACUCUCCAUCCAGAGCAGCGACGCCUUCGCCCUGGUCUACGCCGUGGACGACCCCGCAUCCCUGGACGCGGUCAAGAGUCUGCGCGACGAGAUCCUGGAGGUCAAAGAGGACAAGUACACGCCCAUUGUUGUGAUAGGCAACAAGGUGGACCGCCACGACGAGCGCCGGGUGUCCAGCGAGGACGCGCUGUCCACGGUGGCGCUGGAGUGGAACCACAGCUUCCUGGAGUCCUCCGCCAAGGACAACGUGAACGUGCGGGAGGCCUUCAGGGAGCUGCUCCAGCAGGCGAACCUGCCCAGCCGGUUCAGCCCGGCGCUGUGCCGGAGACGGGAGACCAUCCCCAAGGAGAGCCCCAAAAGACCCCCUCUGAACAAGAACAACAGCUGCCUCAUCGCGUAAUGACGCGCGGCCGCUCGGAGGGCAGAGACAGAAAGGAGAGGGGGGGGGGGGGGGGGGCGCACAUACCAAGAGGCUGCUGAGAGUGUUUAGACUCUGAGGAGAAACACGUCGGUCUGUCAAACUAAUGCUACGGUGUUGCCAUGACAACCAGAUGCCCACAGAGAGGAGAGUUGAACCGUUCCAAUGAUGCAAAUCAUGAGACGAUGCUCCAAUAAACCGCGUCAGAGAGGAAGCAGCUGCAUCAUUUUCACUGAAAUGUGUUUCGGGUUAGAAAUGCGCAGCAGCUGUGAAGUGAUGCGUGUUGGUGACAAAGUGUGUGUGUGUGUGUGUGUGUGUGUGUGUGUGUGUGUGUGUGUGGUUUGCUUUACGAGGUGAACAACAGAGAGACAUCGUUCAUCUUCUGAAAGCAGCGCUGCAAACAUUGUGUUGUGAAUUAUUGUGUGUCACUUGGGGUUUAUUGUACUGACAUUUUUAAAUACAUACCUGCAGGUGGUGUCUUUUGGUCUUUGUGUGUCCGACUGAUAAAUCAUUUUGUCCUAGCGGGAGAAUUAAAAUGUCAUUUUCACAAUAAAAGCACCAGAGACCAAGGAGAUAUUGGAUCAUCUUCUGGAGUGCUUAUUUGAAAUAAAAAAAAUUAAAACCUUUGGUAAUAACUUCAGUCACAUUGAUGCUCAUCUUAGCCACUGUGAAUGUUAAUGUGGGCGGUUCUGAGCAGACCAAAAGGAAACGUGUGUGUUUUUAUGUUGUGAUUCAAAUAAAUGAUCGGGGUAUGUUUUAGAGUAAGUUAUCGCAGCCCGAAUAAAGAACAAAACAAGUCAGUUUGGAGCAGUAGGACAUUUUUUAUUGUUGUGUGCCGUCAAUUGUAUAAUAAUUCAUUCUGUGUUGGCAAAUGGAUCAACUUGUCCAUUAAAUGGCGUAUUUGAUGAAAGUGACACGGUGUUGUUAUCUUGAGCGCUGGUCUGACCAGAAAUGUAAGUUUUAAAAGUGCUGAGUCACUUUGCCAACAUGUCUGUGAUUGGUGUUCAUUGUGAUCAAUGAUCCCUUAAUAAAUGGGUAAUCCUGGUGAAAUAAAAGUAAAUUAUGGAUUCAUUG